This is a messenger RNA of Micropterus salmoides (largemouth bass), 1674 nucleotides long. RefSeq names its product basement membrane-specific heparan sulfate proteoglycan core protein-like. The transcript is spliced from 6 exons. The record is from RefSeq and is a predicted model, not a curated record. Bases 204 to 1268 code for a protein of 354 amino acids. NCBI's taxonomy places the organism in Eukaryota, Metazoa, Chordata, Actinopteri, Centrarchiformes, Centrarchidae.
AUGCUCUUAAUACUCAUAUACUGAUACUAACAAUAAUAAAAAGUAUCCACGGGGACCAAAAGUAUUCGUUUCAGCACCACAAAAACUCAGUGAGUGACUUUAAAUGGUGAUUUCAAGCUCUGCCAAGUCUUAAACAUCACUUUGAUCAAAACGAAAAGAACUUUUAUAAUGAAAAUGUAUUUUAAACUCAUUCAGAUGUUCAGAUGCAGAUAAAGAGUUCCAGAGGAGAAAGUCAGCUGAGAAGUGGUGAAAACAUCACUCUGUACUGCACUGCACUCUGUACCUUCCACCAACUGGAGGUCACCUGGUUCAGAGAUGGCCACGCCCUCUCAGAGUCUGGCCCCGCCCUCCACAUCAUCCCUCUGACUGCAAGGGAUUCUGGGACGUACACCUGUGGUUUGAAGGCCAGCGUCAGCAGCCUCUCCCUGCCGUACAGCCUGCAGGUGAAGGAAGAAGGUGCUGUGGGUGUUGGUGUGAACUAUCCAGCUCCUGUUUGUGCUGUGACAGGAUCGACUGUCACCCUCCCCUGCACCUUCACACCUCUGAAGUUUUUCAUUCAGAAUGGAAGAGAAGUUUUAAUCGAGAUCAUCAGAGUCGUCUGGUGCCAGAACGAUGAUUAUUGUCAGUUCCCUGCCCCGUCUGUGUUUGACAGCAGUUCACAAAACAACAACCCUCAUUACAAAUACCUGGGAGACAAGAAGGGAAACUGCACUUUACAGAUCACAGAUGUGCAGAAGGAAGACGAGGGAAGUCUUCGCUUCAGAAUGGAGGCUGACUACACCAGAGCACAUUUUACUGGACCUCCAGGAGUGAGAGUCACAGUCUCUGAUGUUCAGAUGCAGAUAAAGAGCUCCAGAGGAGACGGAGAGCUGAGAAGAGGUGAAACCGUCACUCUGUACUGCACUGCACUCUGUACCUUCCACCAACUGGAGGUCACCUGGUACAGAGAUGGCCACGCCCUCUCAGAGUCUGGCCCCGCCCUCCAGCUCGGGCCCCUGACUGCAGGGGAUUCUGGGAAGUACACCUGUGGUUUGAAGACCAGCAGCAGCAGCCUCUCCCUGCCGUACAGCCUGCAGGUGGAGGAAGGAUCCAACAGUGGAUCAGUUGACCCUCUGCUGAUUGUUCGUCUGGUUCUCUUCACUCUGUGCUCUGUGCUCAUCGUCAUAGUGGCAUCCGUCAUCAUCAGAAGGACGGGUUUGCAGGAAAGCAGCAGCAGAGAGCUGAUAGAUGCAACAGUGCAGCCUCCAGACUCUGACGAGGGGCUGUGACGUCCAGACGGCCGAGGCCAGACUGUCUGACACCCUCACACCAUCAUGUCGGUCCCUGUUUUACAGCAGGAAUGACUUUUUAAAUGUUCAGUGUAUUUAUGUGAAUGCAGCUGACCUCCAUUGUUUACCUGUUUUGGCAGUUUUAGUUAACAGUUUCUGGUCUUCUGGUGCAGUGUGUAAGAUUUGGCCAAAAUUUUUGAAUACAUUUAAAAAAACAUGAUCAAAAUAAAAUGGAGGGGUGCUAGUGAGCGACAGAAGAGUGAGACGCACCUUCAGAUAGCUCGUCGUCUAUCCUGUCAAUAUCUUACAGAAACACAACAGUAAGUGAGUCUGUUUACUCCUGGAAGAGUCUUAUCAGUAGUCUCAAGAGUAUCUGAAACUUACAUAACGGUAAAACCAAAAACAA